UAACACUGAAGCAUAAUUCAUUUUAUUAUUCCGAGUGUAGUGUAUCAUAUUUCCUUAAAUGGUCUAAUGGCAUCUUUUGUAUUUGUGCUUCAUCUUAAAUUUUAGAAGUUCAUCCUCAGGAUUAUGAUUGAUGAUCAUAAGCUGUUUUGGUGCCCCCUCCAGCACUCGAUGCCCUACAUCAGUGAUACUCAACGUACAGCCUGUGGGCCAAAUCUGGCCCCUGAUAUGAUACCAGGUGGCCACCCAACCAAUUUUCAAAUUCACAAUGAGAAUAAACUGAUUGACACUGGGAGUUAUUUCUUGUACUUUGAUAUAAAUAAGAUUAUGGACAAUGUCAGAGGGCAUAAAAAGCAUCAAAAUCAAGCUUAUUUAUCACAGAAAGGAUCAAGUGAGGAUCCCUUGGACCCCCUGACAGAGGUUUGGGCUAAGCCCUGAAUGACCUCAAAUCCUAGAAACACCCCUGUGUACACCUGACCUGUGCAGAGCUGCUGUGGCUGCCUUCUGACCUCCUGUCAUUUUCUGCAAAGCAAGUUCAGAAUCCCUGCCAUAUGCACAGACUUGAUGGUGUGUAUGUGCCGACAGUGAUGCACUACCUUCAGGAUUAACAGAGGCAUUCUAAUGAAAUGAAAUCUGUCUUUGUUGUUUAAGCAUUUAAAACAAAAUGUUAAAAUCUUUUAAGACAUUAAUUGUAAAAAUUAUUUGCUACUUGACUCCCAAGAACUGUGUUUUUAGUUAUCUCUUCUCUUUCAACACUCUUUUACGCUGUAUUAUUGUAUGUGUAUUGUUAUGAAAUAAAGUUAUACAGAUGCCUGUUUGAAUCCUUGUAUUCAGUUAAGUAAAAAAAAAAAUAGUAAAAAAAGAAAGAGGGCGCAGGCAUGUUUGAUCCUUCAUGUUCUUGCUUGUGAGUGUAAACAAAGCUUGACCUUGCUUUCAAAUGGCUGUAACAGGAAAUGAUGCAACAGGGAUGGGCUGAGCUUUCAGGAAGAGGUGUUGGCGAUCACUCGGGUAUAAGAUGGCACAGGAGAGAAACCUUCUGAAGCGCAGUGCAGUAUUCAUCUCAGCAACAUUUCCAGUAUGUAGAUGCCACCACACCAUGUUUCAAGAGAGAUGGCCAGCAGCUGAUAUCCAGUCUGAUGAGGCAUACACAGACUUCAGAAGUUGAUCCAAAAUGACAACGGCAAAGCCUCCUUGGUCCAUUGAAAACUGGACUGAGGAAGAUGUCCACCACUGGCUGAUCACAGAGGUCAAAGUCCAUCAGAAAGAUGCAGACAGAUUCUUUAAAGAUGAAGUGUCAGGAUCAAGUUUAGAUGUUUUUGAAAAGACAGACAUAUUGGACUUGGGAAUAAAACACGGUCCUGCUGUAAAAAUCACAUCCUAUCUAAGAAAUCUGAAAAAAGGAUCACAACAUGAGUCGCAGUUCCCAGCAUAUGUGGAAAACUGGACAAAGGAGCAAGUGGCCCAGUGGUUACUGCAGCAUGUUAGGAUAUACAACAAAUAUGCAGUACGAUUCCAAGAGGAAGAUGUGUCUGGAGAUUGCCUUGUUUGCUUCACGAAGCAGGAUUUACUGGACCUGGAAGUGAAAAGCGGUCCUGCUGUAAGAAUUCUGGCAGAACUCCGUCAGCUGAAAAACAAACCAGAGCCGACACUGCAACCCAUCCUUCACACCAGCACAGACCAAACAGAAGCUUCAAAUCCCACUCAGCCUAAGCUGAGUCUGGCGCAGGCCACGGCAUCCGAACAACCAGAAUCAUGUGACAAUAUUGAAUCAAAAACAGACAAUAUGGUGGAAAAUGAACAAGAAAAGACUCAGCGACCAUCCAAGAAAGCUUCAGAGAAGGAGGAAAUUCAGCAGCCAAGGCCACGAGACUUGGGGGCCAGGAGAAAAGAGGUUUCUAAAACUACAGUCCUACAAGACGCAUCCAAGAUUAAACUGGAGAUUCAGAAGACCCUAGCCAACCUUUCAAAACAUGGCCUGAAAGAAUUCCAUUUCAACUUACGAGAAUACUCAAACUCCAAGAAUACACCUAUUCCUCUGUGUAAAGUGAAAAAGAUUGAUACCAUGGACACAGCUACAUUAAUAGUUGGGCACUUCGGAAGCAAAGAUGCUUUACGAGUCACAAAAGAUGUUCUAAAAGAAAUCAAUCAGCUUCAACUCAUUUGUGACCUGGAAAAGAACAUGGGCCAACUGGAGCAGCAGAGUCUUACAGAAUAUGUUUUGAAGAAAGAAGCUAACCAGGGUGACAAACUAAAGAAUUUAUUAACUUGUGGUGGGAACACACUGGAUAAUUAUAACAGAUUUGUUGUUGUAGUAAACAAGAGCAGUCCAGAACAAGUGCAGUAUCUACAGUUCUUGAAUAAGCUAAAACUGUUCUGUGUGCUGGACUUUGACCCCAACUCCAUUGCUCCAGGUGGACUGUGUCAUUCCUACAGAGAGUCAAGGGUGGCCAAUCUUCACACUCCAUCACAAUAUCAAGGACAGACUGAGUCAGUAAUCAAGAACCUGAACCUCUGCAAACAGACUAGCUGGGUUUUCUGCAAUGGCAGACAUGAUCUUGACAGUGACUCAAACAAGGAGUUAGACUAUAGGAACUGGCUGAGGAAAUCCUGUGGAGUUGUAGACCAAUUGGUUUCAUUCAUUUGCAACCCUGAAGUUCUUCUUCAUGGAAGAAGUCUCAUCAUAUUCCUCCUGCUUUCACCUGUGGAUACUGAGAAAGACCCAAUCUUUGACACCUACAAGUCUUUCAUAAAAUACACUGAAGAGGAAGGCAUCAUCACAAUUUGUGAAUCUCAGCACUCAUAUGAGAAAUGGAGGGAACUGAUACAAGAAAAGUGUGAGUCUGACAUUGACCCACGAUCCAUAUACGCUCUGACCCUUAGCGAAGUCAAUGGAACCAUAAUGGCACUGGGACCAUUCAAUCAGUCCACUGGAAGGCUGCUUCCCUCCUCUGGUUCCAGUGCUGUUGUCCUGAAACAGAAGGACGAAGAUUUUAUGCCUGCUCUGGACAUUUUGUGCCUGAAUCAGUGUGAAAACAUUUAUGAUGAAAACAGUCAAGAGUUUCAUGACUUCAGGAUCAAAGUUGAGGAGGAGUUCUACAGAGGAGGCAAAGUCAAAUGGUGGAACUUCUACUUCUGUGACAAAGACAAAGACAAGCCAUUUGUCAAGCGGGACAAGUAUGAAAAUGUGAAGAAGAUGAUCAGGUCUCAGUUGAGAGACUCAAAAAACAUGUGUGCUCUGCUCAAUCUGUUUCACGAUCCAGGCUGUGGUGGCACCACCUUAGCAAUGCACGUGAUGUGGGAUCUCCGUCAUGAGUUCAGAUGCGCUGUGCUGAAAGACAACACACUACCAAAGACAGAAGUUGCCAUUCAAGUUCAAAGGCUCAUGAGACUUGAAAGUGAGAGACCAUCUCCAGUUUUGCUGUUAAUCGAUGACUCAAAGGAAACUGGGAAUCCUCAUGAUCUUGUGAACUGCAUACAUAAAGCUGCAUUAGAGGACAGCUUAAAUAUGGAUGAUGCACCAAACUGCAAAGUGAUCAUCCUUAACUGUGUUCGUUCCCAUAGCCCAAAGGACCAGUACAAACAGCACAAUCCAUCACAAGCUCAAUACAUAACUGCUUCAUUGACACAAGAAGAACAGAAGGACUUUGAAAAGAAACUCAAAGAGCUUGAAGAAACCCAUGAAAACCCUAAAAACUUUUACAGCUUCAUGAUCAUGAAGCGCAAUUUUGAAGAAAAAUACAUCAAUGAUCUUGCUCGUAACACACUGGUGAACUUUGAUUUCAGCAAAAAGGAGGCCCGACUGUUUGCCUUCCUGGCAUUACUGAACACCUACGUGGCAGGAUCUGAAAUUUCUCUCUCUCUUUGUGAAGAUUUUUUGGGGAUGAAAAUGAUUCGCUGGCAAGAGGACAGUAUACUGGACAGAAUGAAGCCAUAUUCAAACUUUCUCAUCAUAGACACAGUUGAAGAAUGGGGAGGAUACAAAGGAAUCCGAAUCCUUCAUCACUCCAUAGCAUCUGCAUGUCUUGAUGAGUUUGAGAGAAGCUGCUAUUUGAAAGUAAGCGAUAUCACUGUAGAGAUUCUUCACUGUGAUCUGUUCUUCAGUGUUGGAGUUGUCAAACACAGAUUCAUGCUAUCAAUUCAACGAAUGUUGAUUGAAAGGCACCGCAAAAAAGGCGAGAGAGAUGAGAGAGAGCCAUUUUCUCCUCUCAUAGGCAAAAUCCACAACCAGCAAGGGAGACAAACUGUCCAAGAAAUCUUUGUGAAAGCAUCAUCCAGGUUUGUGACAAGUGCAUCUAUUCCACAGGCACUGGCAAGAUAUUUGUGCAUCAAUGAGCGUGACUUCCCAGAGGCUCUGAAAUGGGCAGAAAAGGCCAAGAACAUUAAGGAAAACCCAUACACAUUUGACACAAUUGGGCAGAUUCACAAAAGCAAUUUAAAAUCUAACAACCACAAAGAAAAGCAGGAGACAUCAUGCAAUCCAGAAGACCUAAACACAAACAUUAAAAUAGCAGAAAAUGCCAUCACAGCAUUUAGAAGAGCUCAAGAGCUGGCAAAUGCAGAGCAUGAACCUGAGAUGGAGGCUGCUGAUGAUGAGUCAGAUGACUAUCCCAGAAAGUCAUAUAAUGUUUUUGGCUAUGUGGGUGUGCUGGAAAUUGCCUUCCUUGUCCUUGAGAUUUUGAGCAGAUUGCCAUUCUUUGAGCAAAGUGAUCCAAUGAAGAAGAAGUACUUGCAGAGUUUUCUGGAAAAAACAAUCCCAAUCACCAGCGUGUAUAAGGAGGACAAUGAGAUCAACAAUAGAUAUGUGGAGAUCAUCAAAGAACACAAGCAGUUUCUCCUCAGUUUGAAAACUGAAGUAAAGGAAAUGUUUGAACUUUUGGACUGUUACUUCACAUAUAUAAAAGGGAACAAUUCAGAUUUUGAUUCAAAGAAUCAUCAGACCGUCUGUAGUCAUUUUAAAGACUAUGUAAAUCUUUUUUGCACUGCACCAGAGGAAAAAAAAAAAGAACGACAAAACAAUCCUAAUCUUGAUUUGAAAAUCGAUAUUGAAGAACGAAAAAUGUUCCUUGAAGAGAAAAAUGCAGAUACAUUUGCAGGAAUUAUUCAGCAUUUGUACAAACCUGCUGAAGAGAUUGAGAGCAUCACAGAAUGUUAUGCAUUCUUACAAAAAAACUUUAUCAACAAAAAACAAAAGACAAAGGAAACAAUCAAUUACAUUUUGUCAAACAUAGUUCUUUACAUUCUGAAACCAAGAUCUAAACAUGUCAAGAGUAGUAACCACCUCUCUGCUCUACUUUCGAAAUCUCUGCAAGAUGUAGGACUUGGGUAUCACUUCCCCGACCCAUACUACCUGGCUUUGCUCUUAUUCUGGCCAAGUCCUACUCAGGAAAACACUGAUAUCUGCGUAUAUGUGAGAGCAAUUCGAAACUCAUAUCACAAGCGCCUGACUUCAUGGUUUCGAAACAGGAGCACUGUUGCCCACUUCUUUUUGGGGAAAGAAGAGGGACUCAAGAGGCUUGUUUCUAAACCCCAACUGGAUGAGAACUUUAAAGAGAUGCGCCGUGAUAUCUUGGCACAACACUGGCGGAACGGAGAUAUAUUUAAAGAAAAAGCAAUAAUUGACCGCCUUCAACGAGUCAGUGGAACCAUUGAGCAAGGAGAGGUGUUUGCCAAUUAUGGAAAACUGAAGAUCCCUGUUCGUCCAGCUCUUAUUGCUGGUAUAAGAAGUGGUUUCAGCACAGAAAAGGUUUCUUUCUACCUUGGUUUUGCUGUUAAUGGACCCCUUGCUUAUGACAUCCAGUAUGAAAACUAGGGUAGUUGACUGUACAAACACAUGCAACACAAGCACUGAGAAAAAACAAAACAAUCACCAGUGUGUAUGAGGACAAUGGGAUCAAUAACAGAUAUGCGGAGAUAAUCAAAGAACACAAGCAGGUUCUCCGCAGUUUGAAAACUGAAGGAACUGACUGUCUGUGGUCAUUUUAAACAGUAUGCAGCUCGUUUUUGCAACACACCAGAGGACACAAGUCAAAUUUUCAAUCUGAAAAUGGAUAUUGAAGAAAGAAGAUUAUUUCUUGAAGAGAAACAUGCAGAUACAUUCACAAGGAUUCUUCUGCAUUUGGACAAACCUGUCGAAGACGUUAAGAGCAUUUCAAAACUCGAAAAAGGAGCACUGUUGCCCACUUCUUCUUGAGGAAAGAGGAGAGACUUGAGGCUUGUUUCUAAACCCAAACUGGAUGGAAAACUGAAAAUCCCUGUUUGUCCAGCUCUCACUGCUGGUAUAAGAAGUGGUUUCAGCACAGACAAGGUUUCUUUCUACCUUGCUUUUACUAUGGAUGGACCCCUUGCUUAUGACAUCCAGUAUGAAACCAUGGGUAGGUGAUUUUUACAGACAUGUGAAACAAGCAUUGAGAAACGAGCUGUACAGUGGAAAAAAGUGGUGUGGCAUCUAGUGACUCACUGUAAUGGAAUUUCAAACACACCUCAUAAAAACACACAAGCAAAUUAUAUGUAAAACAGAUUGUGGGGUUAAAUUAAUCCUGCGGCUCAAGCUAUAUAUGUAUAUAUGUUUUUAUAUUCCUUUUAUCUUAUUUAUUCUUUUAAAAACAUUUGUAAUCAUUUUUCUAAGGAUUUUUUGUUAUCUCCUGCAGGUGUAGCAUAUAGCAUAGCAUAUUCACCUAUUCAUUUAUCUGUAAGUGCAAAUAUUAUAAUACUGUAGUUGAGCAUUGUUAUUUUGUAGGACAAACAAAUGCAACAUAAGUGCUGACCCAUGAAUUGGACAGAAAGGAAAAACAGGUGUGGCAUCUAGUGACUCAUUGUGAGGGAAUUUUAAAUACACCUCAUAAAAGCACAGACAAAUGAUAUGCAAGACAGACUGCAGGGUUAAAUUCCAAUCCUGCAGCUCUAGCUGUAUUUAUGUUUUUAGAUCUUUUAAUGUCAUUUACAUUUUUUUUAAAUCUAUUUUUGUUGCUUUGCUGCAAAUUCAUCGAACUGUCUCCUACUGAUUUAUCUCCAAGCACAAUUAAUGUAAUACAGUGGUUAACAGUGAACCUAUUGCUCUUUUUUGUUUGUUUGAAGACAAAGAGAUCAAGGAUCCCCAGAGCUCCAACAUUCCAGUUGAGAGCCAUUAAUGUAGAAGACAGAUCGCAGACUUAAAUAUCUAGCCUGCAGCUCUAGAUGCAUAUAUGAAUAUGUUUUUAGAUUCUUUUUGUGUCAUUUUAUUUUUUAACCAUUUUAUCCACUUUUUGUUUACUUUUUUGUUUGUUGCAGAUUUACCCAAAUCCCAGCUGAGAGACACUGAUCUAUCUCUCAAUAAUUCUGUAUUUUUCUGUUAUUACAAAUUGUUCAUUGUUAUUGAACAGAUAAGGGUAAAAAAAUGAAACAAUGGGAUCAUUAUCUCCUGUUCUUGUGUGAAAAUGUGAUUGAAUGAAACAACAUAAUUUGCUGUAAAUGUGUAUGUAAACUAUGAUUGGCUGUGUGCCUGGUCCUACUUUGUAUUUGUUGUUGUAUUAAAUGUAGAUUUGAAGUUUACACCAUUUUCACAAUACAAUAUUUUGUCCACACAGGUUUUUUUUGUUUUAGAUAUUCCAUACUGUGACUGUAUUUCUAAUAUGCAUUGUUUUCCUUUGUAUGUAGCCUGCUUUUGGAGCAACAACUUUUUAAAGACGUAAUCUGUUGAGAACCAUGUUAGACUUUAUAUUAACCUUAUUAAACAUAUAUGUCAUUAUAAACAUUUUUGAACAAAUCAUUUUCAAAUAGUGUGGCUGAUUGUUGUGGAUAGCAGGUUUUCUAAAGGGACGGGAUUUUGUUGUACAAAGGUUUUUCAGCUCUUAAUGCUCAAGUAGCCACAUGUAAAAUCUGUUUGACCAUUCCCGUGCCCCCCCAUUAUCAUAAACUAUGAUGUGCUAUCUGCUGCCUGGUCAGAGGUCACAGACCUCAGUUUGUAUUUUUGUAUGGAAAUUUUAAGUUUGGCACAAUUUUGUCAAUAUUUUGUUCAUACAGGCAUUUUCCUUCAUUAUUAUUGUCAUUUUUUUAGUACUUGAUAUUUUGCUUUUUUUUAUUUGCAUUUGUUUUUUUUUAUGUAGCUGACUUUUGGAGAUACGAGCUCUUUUUGAGGACUUAAAGAAUAAAGGAUGAAAGCUUCAUAUUA
Epinephelus lanceolatus (giant grouper) is the source of this 8143-nucleotide messenger RNA. RefSeq names its product sterile alpha motif domain-containing protein 9. Gene Ontology annotation, cellular component: cytoplasm. The record is from RefSeq and is a predicted model, not a curated record. Lineage: Eukaryota; Metazoa; Chordata; Actinopteri; Perciformes; Serranidae. Gene Ontology annotation, molecular function: protein binding.